ACAGCUCAUUCAGUCCCGCCCAUUUCACUAUCCUGUCCAAUCACAUGUGACGUUGCUUUGUUAUCGUACGUGAGCUGACAGCGGAACUAAACAAUCGAGAGAGAGGCUAUCUGCCAUUAACCUACACAACAAGAUGGAGGUGGAGCAGCUCCUGUCUCUGUCUGGCUCAGCGCUAGCCCAGGCUGUCAGCUCCCUGCUGGAGACCCCAGGACUCUACGUCUUCUCCGACAUCCUGGAGCUGCCAAAUGUCAGAGAGCUGGAGAACGGGCCUCACGCACCAGUGUACCAGCUCCUCAACCUUUUUGCCUAUGGAACCUACUGCGACUACAAAGAGAGAGCCGCCUCUCUUCCAGAGUUGACCCCCGCACAAAGAAACAAACUCCGCCACCUGUCCAUCAUCAGCCUGGCAUCCAACCUCAAGUGCCUGCCGUACUCGCUGCUCCUGCAGCAGCUUGAGCUGAAGAAUGUGCGAGAGCUGGAGGACCUACUGAUCGAUGCUGUGUACUGCGACAUCAUCCAGGGCAAACUAGACCAGAGGAACCAGCAGGUGGAGGUGGACUGCAGCGUGGGCCGUGAUCUCGGCCCCAAUGAGCUCCCAAACAUAGUCAACACGCUUCAGGAGUGGUGUACAGGCUGUGAGGCGGUGCUGUGUGGUAUUGAGGAGCAGGUCUCGAGGGCAAACCAAUACAGAGAGAGUCAGUUAAAAGUCAAAGUCCAAGUGGAAACAGAGGUUUCAAACCUACAGAAAACGUUAAAGGCCAGCGCCGCCUCUCCGUCGUCAGGCCCCGCCCCUGCUGGAGCCGCCUCUAAUCAGGACGCAGAUCAGCCCGCAGAACCCCGAGACCCUGCCUCCUCUCAGGAACCACGACAACCAGGCAAAAAAAGUUCAAAGGUGAAAGGGCUGCGUGGCAGUGGGAAGAUCUGGUCCAAAUCCAACUGAAGAAAAGAGACUGAGACAGCGGCACUGAAGGACACUGACAGAUUAAAGGACACAUGGACACAUUGAUGGACAAACGGAUACAUUAAACAAUGUGACCAAUGUUCAAGGACACCUUUGUGUCUCUCUCUCUCUCUCUCUCUCUCUCUCUCUCUCUCUCUCUCUCUCUCUCUCUCUCUCUCGCUCUCACUCUCGCUCUCUCUCUCUCUCUCUCUCUCACACACACACACACACACAAACACAAACACACACACAUAUACACACUCAUCACAAUAAAACCAGGAAGCUUCAUGGGAACUUUUCUGAUCUCCAAAUCUCUCCUUGACGGAUUCACGACCUGAUGGGAACGACAGGUGCGACAUCUACUCUUGCAGAUCUUAAUAGCCUAACAGGCAGACUGGCAGCACACACACACACACACACACACACACACACACACACACACACACACACACACACAGUCGCACACACACACGCAGUCGCACACAGUCACACACACAGCACUUCUAUCAAGUCAAGAUCAAACAGUCUGCAGCAGGAGUCAGUUGCCUUUGACCAGAAAGAGGAUCAAUGUAUUUGAUGCAGAUGUGUGUAUCUAUUGGUUUAAAAUGUUCUUUUGGUUUAGAUUAAUAUUUCUUUGUAUUUUUCUCUCUGCUGAGUUGAAACAUGUAUAAAAUCAGAAUAUAAAUGGUCGGGAAAUAAAAGGAAGCCCUGUACUUCUCUGGACUGGC
Messenger RNA from Notolabrus celidotus (New Zealand spotty), 1668 nucleotides. It is a transcript of the gene cops7a, whose product is annotated as COP9 constitutive photomorphogenic homolog subunit 7A. The coding region runs from base 134 to 940 and encodes 268 amino acids. Gene Ontology annotation, biological process: COP9 signalosome assembly. The record is from RefSeq and is a predicted model, not a curated record. Gene Ontology annotation, cellular component: COP9 signalosome. The transcript is spliced from 8 exons. Lineage: Eukaryota; Metazoa; Chordata; Actinopteri; Labriformes; Labridae.